Molecule: messenger RNA, 1393 nt
Organism: Quercus robur (English oak)
Lineage: Eukaryota; Viridiplantae; Streptophyta; Magnoliopsida; Fagales; Fagaceae
Product: transcription factor bHLH153
Exons: 6
Coding region: 540-1034 (164 amino acids)
Biological process (GO): regulation of transcription by RNA polymerase II
Cellular component (GO): nucleus
Molecular function (GO): protein dimerization activity; DNA-binding transcription factor activity, RNA polymerase II-specific; RNA polymerase II cis-regulatory region sequence-specific DNA binding
Source: RefSeq, a predicted model, not a curated record
UAAAAACACUUUCAGGACCCAAGAGUUUUCCUUCCCCCCCAGCUUUCUUACAACACGCACACUCUUUUCUUCUCUGUCUCUGCCUCUGCUCUGUUUCGUUUCAGUCUCUCUCUUUCUCUUUCCAAUUCUUUCCCAACACUUUCAUUCUUUGUUUCUGGACUAUUUUGCCCUUCUUCUAGUAUUCUAUGCCAACUUAGUUACUGUGGUUUUAGCUAAAAUUAUGAUCUUUUAAUGUUAAAGUACGUAGCUGAUUCAGUGAUUUCAGUGAACCUAUGUACCUAAUUUUUGUAUAAAGUUCAAGACUUUAUAACGUGAAAACUCAACCAACACUAGCAGAAGUCUAAACUAAAGACUGUGGGGGGAGAAAGAGACAGAGAAAGAAACAGUUUUUGUUGUUUUUUUUUCUCUUCGUUUGAAGGUGGGGCUAGUCAAGUGCAGACACCAAUAUAGACCAUUUUUCUUUGAGUCUCAAUUGGGAUUUUGCUUAGUUAUAGUGAUUUCUGAGGUGGGUUUUGGAGGGUUUGGCUUAAAAGUUUGAGAUGAUUGUGAGCUCCUCCUUUUGCAAUGCAGACUCUCAGUUCUCUGGAGAAGAAGAAAUAGAGGUUGGUAAGAUGAUGGAGCACAAAAGGAGUCCAUGUUCUGUUGAACAAAGCAGCCUCACUUCUCUUGCAUCCAAACGACAUAAGGCUGAUUUAUCCGCCAAGGAGAGGAAGGAAAAGCUUGGUGAACGUAUUGUGGCUCUGCAACAACUUGUUUCACCAUUUGGGAAGACAGAUACAGCGUCUGUCCUUUGCGAUGCAAUGGAAUACAUAAAUUUCCUUCAUGAGCAAGUGAAGGUGCUGAGUGCUCCAUACCUCCAAAGUAACCCAAGUAAAAUGCAGGAAUUAGGACCAUACAGCCUGAGAAGCAGAGGUUUGUGUCUUGUUCCAGUCUCUUGUACUGCUGGUGUUGCUCGAAGUAAUGGUGCGGAUAUUUGGGCGCCAAUCAAGACCACUUCCCCCAAGUUUGAGAAGGCUAUUUCACAAUUCCAAUGAGACAAGCUGUUGCUUAGAAUCGACGUGUUUUGGUGCUGGUAGGGUGGUGGCAUAAUGGGUAACUAAUUUUUUUCUGCACAACGAAUUUUUGUUGGGCAGAUGCAAAUUUGGAUCUGAAAAUUUUAGUAUGAUGCACUAAUGGAACUCCGGGAUGUGAAAUUAUCAGUCUUAAAACUGUUUGAAAGCAUUCCCAACCAUUCUGAUUUUAAACCAGUAAUGGCAGAAGCAUUAAAGUACGGUACGGUUAUCUCGUAUCUAUAUACUGAUUAUGUGAAAAUGUAUAUUUAGGAGCUUGAGUUGUAUAAUGUUCUGAGAUAAGGAAUUGAUGAAAUAUAUGGAAAGAGUAAUCUUACUAUUUA